Molecule: messenger RNA, 369 nt
Organism: Scutellospora calospora
Lineage: Eukaryota; Fungi; Glomeromycota; Glomeromycetes; Diversisporales; Gigasporaceae
Source: the annotation of a GenBank genome assembly
CAUUAUAACCAAGUUGUUGUAUCCGAUUUUUUACGACAAGUUCUUACAAAUACAAAUUAUUCACAACUAUCUAAAAAUAAACAAGUAUAUCAUCUUGAUUUGGAAAAUGAAUUAGUUGAAAAGCAGGCUUAUGUAGAGUAUGCUUAUAAAAUAGAAGUUAAAAAAAAUACUUGUGAAAUUGGCAUUCAAACUGAAGAGACUGGUAAUAAAAUGACCUAUGAGAUUGGUAUACAAGUAUCUGAUAAUAUGUCAUAUACCUUUGAAAAUUAUAUUAAUCUACUUCAAGUGCAAUUGAGUAUAAAAAUAUAUGAAAUAGAAAACCUUCAAAAACAAUUAGAAUAUAUAUAUGAUUAUGUAAUCAAAAGUUAG